GGGGUUACUCAUUACUGCAUGUAAUUGUAGGAUCAAUGAUGUAUAAAAAGAGGGAAAUUAUCCCUAACCCUAACCCUAACCCUAGGUAGAAGGAAGAAGGAAGAAGGAAGAAGGAAGAAGGAAGAAGAAGAUGCUUGGCGAGGAAGCCAGGAUGCUGCUAGGCUUUUUUCCCAAUUCCUCACCUUCUUCGUCUCAGGUGAAAGCAGCUUACAAGAAAAAGGCUUGGGAAACUCAUCCAGAUCGUUUUCCCCUUUCCCAAAGAUCUCUUGCUGAAUCCAAUUUCAAACUGAUUUCCGAAGCUUACACAUGCUUACAGUCUGGUUCUGGUGUGAGCAGACAAGUUUCAGCUUCAGGCACAAAUUCAUGGGUGGUGAGAAGUGGAGUCCCAAGGGCUCAUGGAGGACGCAGAAACCAUGCAUUGAUUGGAAUCCCAUUCUUAUUUAUUGUUUUAGGAACAGUUGCACUGGGUGGAUCCAGUGCCACUAGGGCUUACCGAAGGCAGAAAGAGGCAUAUCCCUCGCAUAACCCUUUCCUUCCUUGAGGUUACAUACAUAUACAUUCGGAAGGAAGUCAGGCACAUAAUCGUCUUGUCAUGUGCCAUGUAUUUAUUCAUUUUUGUUUUGUCAUAGAUAAAUGUUUGAAUGCACAACACAUACUUUCUUGGUCUUUGUCAAAUGCCACAGCUCCUAUGUACAGAGAAUCGACAGUAACUGAGAUGUGUAAGGAGCAAAGUAAGUUCUCUUACGAAUAAACAAGAUACAUACUUUUUGAUUC
Cynara cardunculus var. scolymus (artichoke) is the source of this 774-nucleotide messenger RNA. RefSeq lists its product as uncharacterized. The transcript is spliced from 6 exons. NCBI's taxonomy places the organism in Eukaryota, Viridiplantae, Streptophyta, Magnoliopsida, Asterales, Asteraceae. Gene Ontology annotation, molecular function: protein-folding chaperone binding; protein folding chaperone. The coding region runs from base 131 to 541 and encodes 136 amino acids. The record is from RefSeq and is a predicted model, not a curated record. Gene Ontology annotation, cellular component: nucleus; cytoplasm.